Molecule: messenger RNA, 8057 nt
Organism: Dreissena polymorpha
Lineage: Eukaryota; Metazoa; Mollusca; Bivalvia; Myida; Dreissenidae
Product: sal-like protein 1
Exons: 8
Coding region: 96-4775 (1559 amino acids)
Biological process (GO): regulation of transcription by RNA polymerase II
Cellular component (GO): nucleus
Molecular function (GO): DNA-binding transcription factor activity, RNA polymerase II-specific; RNA polymerase II cis-regulatory region sequence-specific DNA binding
Source: RefSeq, a predicted model, not a curated record
CAUGCGCAGAGCGGGUUUAUGUGAAUAAAUCAGAGAAAUAUCGCGAGCCGUAUGCUUAUUAUUGACAAUUGUAUAGAUGUAUCCAGAGUCCCGAAAUGUCGCGGAGAAAGCAAGCGCGUCCUCGACAUGUCGAUGAUCCCGACUUAGAAUCGCCGGCGAUUGCUCCAAACACCGUCGUGCCCGUGUUCGAAGAGUCAGACUCAGAGGAACACUCGGUCGAGACGAGGCACAGCCCCGCCCUGGAUGUUUCCACACUAGACAACUGCAGCCCCCAGUGCACGGAAGAAGAUUUAGCAGACGAAGGCCACAACUACCACUCCGAUCCUGAAGGCCAUGUCUGCAUGAAGUGCCAGGCAGAAUUUCUGGAUCAGGACAAGUUGAUAAUCCAUCAGAAGGACUGCUUGAAGCCAGUUAUGCUUCUGUUUGAUGACCAUUCCAUGAAAACUGAAAACCAGUCUGAUCAUUGUCACCUGAAUGGUUACAAUUCCCAGAAACAACCUUCUGGUGAUCACACUAAAGAACAGGAAGUGGACGACAGUUCCAGCAUGAACCAGUCCAAGGAGUACAGCUCCUGCAAAGCUGCAGAUGAAGUUGAUGCAGCUGAUAAAAAUCUUGAUUUUGAAAAUACAAACAGUGAUGAAGAAGAAAGUGACUACAACAAAUCACUGGAUGAAGAGGAGGAAGACAGUGAGUAUGAAAGGCCAAGAAAAUUAGACUUAGGUGAGAAGCUUAAGGCUAACCCAACUGCUGCAGACAUCGCUGCCUACAUGCGCCAGUUGUCCAGCCUUGUGCCUACAAUGGGCACCAGCGCCAGCUCCAAUGUAAUGCUGGAACCAAUUGAGGCAACAAAAGCGGCUGUUGCUCAAUUUGCAGAGAAUAAUCCGGAUCAGGAGAAAGAUGUUGGGAAACUCCAGGCUGCCUUGUUCAACCUUCAGCAGCAGCAAUUAAUGCAACUGCAGCUGAUCCACCAACUGCAGCAGCAACUGGUCAAUAGUGGAGGUCCAACUGGUCAGUUUCCAGCUGCACUCCUCAAUGGUCAGUUUGGUUCCAGCUUCCCUGGUCUAAACCUCAGCAUGGCUGCAUUACAGCGAGCAGCAGCAGGGGAGAGAACUCGGUCCUCACAGUCCUCUUCUGAACACGAUUCCCAGUCACCCGAUUCUGACUCUGACAGCGGGAACGAAGAAAAGGAGAAAUCACAGCCCUCUACGCCCCCAAUCAUGUCUCAUACUCACUCACCUAGUUACACGCCAAUCACAGAGGGAGACCUUGGAAAAACUGAGCACGAUGUGUCGCCGGUGUCUCUGCUGAUGACUGCAGCAAGUAAAGCAGGAGGUCUGGUCUCCUCUAGUGCAAGCAGCGCUGGUCUGUUGGAUUUCAGCAGAUCGUCAAAAGGGGAAGGUCAAGGUUACGGCACUAGCAAUGAUGACCCGUUUUUCAAGCACAAGUGUCGUUUGUGUGGCAAGGUCUUUGGCAGCGACAGUGCCCUGCAGAUUCAUGUCCGAUCGCACACAGAUGGGGGCCCACUCCAUGAAGCUUUUAUGCUGGGCAGCUUGCCCCUGGGGUGGGGACCCAGCUUCUCUGACCUCCCCCACCCUGGAGCAUGGACAAGUGAGAAGCCUUUCCAAUGUAACAUCUGUGGUGGCCGCUUCUCAACUCGGGGCAACCUCAAGGUGCACUUCCAGCGACACAAGGCCGAGUUCCCGAACAUUGAGAUGAACCCAAACCCUGUCCCGGAGCAUCUCGACAAGUCCCCCCUGCCAAUGAUGGGGUCCCCAUUUCCAGCCGCAGCGCUAACACCCUUCGCCAACCCGGCCUUCAUGAUGCCUGGAUUCCUAAACGGUUUUAUGUUUCCGCCGCCCCAUCUUGCAAGCAGGCCACCGGUACCCAGCCAGUCAAUGCUUCACAAGCCAUUGCACAUGGAGGACAGGCGCCAGUCAGAGCCAAGCCCGAGCCCAAAGACUGAAAGGGCUGAGAGAAGUGACAGGCAGGAUAGAGGCGAUAGGCAUGAACGAAACAACAGGCAUGAACAAAGUGAUAGGCAUGAACAAAGUAAUAGGCAUGAACAAAGGCACUACCAAAAGGACCACAGGCCCAAGGAAAUCAGUCCAUCUCGAUCAUCACAUGAAGCUGCUAAGCAUCAAAGAUCGGCUGAGGAAAAUGAGCGUGAACAUCACAGAGUGCUGCAGUCAGUCGCAGCUUCACUGCACCUAAGUCGCCCGAGCCCAGUGAUGUCCAUGUCUAAUGUUCCACUGAUGAGCAGUUACCCAGUUAUGUCCCCCUUGCCAUCACAGCCUCCAUUCCCUCAACAUCGCGCGCCCGUCAUUACCUCCGUCUCCAUGGCCAAUGGAGACCCGUUCCGGAACACUAUCCUCCCGUCAAACAUUCUUGACAACGACGACAACCUUGAGCAAUUCAUGGAGAUCGACAAGUCCGAGACGAGCAAACUUCAGCAGCUGGUGGAUAACAUCGAGCACAAGCUGACUGACCCGAACCAAUGCGUGAUCUGCCACCGCGUGCUGAGUUGCAAAAGCGCGCUCCAGAUGCACUACCGAAUCCACACCGGCGAACGUCCAUUCAAGUGUAAGAUCUGCGGCCGCUCCUUCACUACAAAGGGAAACCUGAAGACCCACAUGGGAGUGCACCGUGCCAAGCCACCCCUGCGCAUGAUGCACCAGUGUCCCGUGUGUCACAAGCAGUUCACCAACCUGCUCGUGCUCCAGCAACAUAUCCGCAGCCACACUGGCAUGUCCGGGCUGCCGCCUAUACCCGGCUUGAGCCACCUUGGGAUGUUUGCGUCGCGGCCAAGUUUCGAGGACCACAUGGCGGGGUCUGGGGGUGGUGGGAUGUUUAACAUGAAACGCAUGUUCCACGAGGAGGAGGUUAGAGAGCUGGAUCUGAGCAAGAAGCCCAGACUGGAGCGAGAUGAGAAGAAUCUCAAUACCUCCAUUAGCAGUGCAAACGAUGAUGGAAAUGGAUCAGUCAAUGAUGAUUCAAGUGAUGAACUACAGGAUGAAAUGGAUGACGAAGCAAAUAAAAUGGCAGCAGAUGAGGCGGAAAAAGAGGGACUGAUUGCGGAGACAAGCGAUGGCCAUUCAAGUCCCGAGGAUUCCAGAGGCAUAUUGGAGGACAGAAAGCUCCCCUUAGUGUUGUCUGCCAGCAAGAUGGAGAGCAGUAGCAGACUGGUCUCUGAGCACAACUUCCUGCGCUCCAGCAGCCCAAAAUACCUCCAUGAAGACUCAAACCCGAGUGCAGAGGAAAGCUACAAGAAUUACUCGACAUCGUUGGCUGCCCUGGAGGAGCGAGUGCGGCAGAUUGACAGCACAAUGGCAAGGAAUCCUCUGUCCCAAUUCCACGCCGCCCCUUUCUUACUUGCUCCAAGCUACAGUGGCGACGGUGCCGUGUCGCCCAGGUCAGAAACAGGGUCGGAGGAAAGUCGCAAGAAUUCACUUGGUGGGGAGGGUGGCAUUGGCAGCAACUACCUGCUGGGUGCGAUCGAUGGACAGGCUAUCGACGCCAAUAGCAAGGCUACUACUUGUAACAUUUGCUAUAAAACAUUUGCGUGCAAAAGCGCUCUUGAUAUUCACUACAGAUCCCACACAAGGGAGCGUCCGUAUAAAUGUGACCUCUGUGACAGGUCAUUUACCACCCGAGGUAACAUGAAGCAGCACUUGUUGACCCACAAACUGAACGAGGGGUCAUCUGAAAACGGUGAUUGUGAAAGCAAUAACAACAAUUGUUGUACACCAAAUCAAAAUGACAAUGAGAGUGACGAUGAUUGUAAUAGUAACGACUCGGGCAGUUUAGAAUCUCACAAAAAUAUGAACAAUGACUCUAUGGAAUCGCAGUCUCAGGUUAAAAAUGAAAAAGAACAAAACUCAAGCAGUUCUAUGAGCUACUCUGAGGAAAAUGCAAAGCUGUCUAGUAAUGUUCGACAAAUGCCAAGCUCUUCUACAUCCCCAUCGACUGCUACCACCGGGCAACGGUCUGCAGCAUGUGCAUACACCUCCCCGCCUGAUCUUUCCAGUCAGUCCCCAUUUGUAAGCAAAACCCCAACUGUUAAGCACCAAUGUUUAGUAUGUCAGAAAGGUUUCUCGAGUGCAAGUGCACUCCAAAUCCACAUUAGGACUCACACAGGUGACAAGCCCUUCAAAUGUUCGGUUUGCGGGAAGGCUUUCACCACCAAGGGUAAUCUGAAGGUCCACAUGGGAACUCACAUGUGGAACAACAGUCCUAGCCGUCGCGGAAGAAGGAUGUCCAUAGAACCACCUUUCUUGCUGGCUCACAAAGAAAACCCAUACCUGCCACCCGGAUUCCCACCAAGGGCCGAUUUCUAUCCAUUCCAAUUUCCUCCAUUCAUGAACGGUCUGCCUACGCCACCAAAGUCUCUGUCGGACCUAAGCAUGCUUCACGGUAUGGGAAACUAUAUGAGCCAAAAGAGAGAGCUAACCUCCCCUCCAAAUGAAGAGCGACAAAAGGCAGAAACUAGUCCGGUGCAGGUCAACAAGCCCAAGUACGCUGAAUCCGGAGAAUUGGACCUUAGCAUGAAGUCAAACGGCUCUUCCGGGACAAGGUCAUCCGAGAAGACGUCCCCAUCAAGUGUGGACUCAAACUCAUCCUCUGGUAUGAUUUCCCCGCCCCACAUGUCCCUGGGGUGGGGCUGGAAAGCCUCCUGUCACCUCUGUAGCAGAUCCUUCCCGACCCCGGUCGCGCUGGAACACCACAUCCGCAGCAUGCACCUCAUGGGAACCAAUCUGCCCAAGGUUGAGGCCUCGUGAUGGUCAUUAUUUCAUCGCAUGAAAACUUUAGGACAUGUUUGAAACUUUACAGAAUUAACUUACACAGAACUGAUCGACAUUUUAUCACAGAACUGAUCGACAUUUUAUCAUCUGUUGAAAUAUUUAGGUCAUGUUAAUAUUUUCAAAAAUUGUACUUACACAGAACUAUGACUUACACCACCUCGGUUGAAAGAAUUGAAAAGGAAGGUCUUCUUACAAUUAUGUUUGACUUAGAUGUAAAUACUUUGCACUGUAAAGAAAAAAUGUUGAUUUACUGGAAAUGGAUAUUUUUUUGACAUGAUAGUUGGAGUAAAAUAAGUAUUAAUUGCUAAGCUAGUCAAAAUGUUAUGAUUAUCUAUCAAAUCCUCAUUAAUAUUUAUUAACAAGAAUAUGGAGACACCAACAGAAAAUUGAAGGCUUGAAAAGAUGGAUAUCAGACUAUCAGCUGGAAGUUGGAAGGAAAAUCAUUGCAGAAUUUGAAAAUCCAAUGAGGGGAUGGUAUGGAGGUUUGAUGGUUGUUAUGUUAAUUGAAGAGCUGGAGGGUGGGGCAUGGCCAGUGGGUACUAAUGUGGAAUUGGAGGGCACCUGUACCCGAGAGACCUUGGAAACUGGUGUCAUUCGCUCAAAUCUAAAUGUCCCCUCUCUGCAGGGGAUGAUUUAGAAUCUGAGAGAAACUAUCAAGAUCUGUUAUGAUCUUACGCAAAUCUAAAUGUAACAAAGCUGCUUUCAUUUUGUAUUGUUUCUUAUACACUUGGAAUUAUACAUUAGAAAAAUAUGUUACACAGUCUGAAAUAAAUAUCCAUGUAAACUGAUUAGAAAGAUAUUCUACGCCUAUGGCUGUGUAUAUUAGAUUAUCCAUUGGUAUUCAUGUUAAAAAGCCACACAUUAUAAAUACAGAUGAAUGUUAAUGUAUAUAUUUAUUAUGUUUGAAUGAUAUUAGAUCUGAUUGAAUUGAUUUAAACUUACGACUUCUAUGUACUAACUAUAUGUGAUGUUGUACUUCCAGUGUAAUGAUUUCAGUAUUCCAUUAUAAUUUUCAUAUAUUUAUUCGUAUCUAGUACAAAUAUUGGUAAAUAUAGGUUUAAGUUUUUCUUUAAGGAAUGAUAGUUAAAUUUGUUUUGGGAAUCCAUUCUUUCUUAAAGAUUACUGGCAUAUACGCAGAUUAUUGCGUACUUAGAACAUAUUAUUGGAAAAAUAAUACUUAAAUAAUACUUAAAUCAAUUCUGAUAUUGGUCAUCAAACACAUAUACAGUAUACAACAAAUACUUUUGUCUUAAUCACCUGGCAUGGUUUAAAAUGAUCAUUGUUUCUAGCACUGUAUAAACUUGUAUUUGUGUCACAUAUUUCAUACAAUAAUUUUAAAAAAAGCAUGUUCAGUUAAAAAGUGUGUUCUUUUUUUCAAAAGAGUUUAAUGAAUAAUUUAAGCAAACCAAAUGUAGAUGGUACAUAAUGUUAAAAGUAAAUAGUUUAAAUUUUAGAACAGAUUACUUGUAGAUGGGAUAAUUUUUACUGAUGUUGUUUGAAAUUCCACAUUGCAAUUUUUGUGUUCAUUCACUUCAUGUAGGUGCUUCUUCCAAUGUGGAAAUGCAGCUCUAGUCAAAAUGGGAAGACAUAGUUGGUGUAGUUGUCACAACGUUUAUAUGUAGAAUCUCCAAAGCGUGUGAAUUGAGUAAUUUUGUUGUUGUGUAUCAAUAUCUCAUAUUCACAAAAUGAAGAUGUGUUUUAGUGAGAGGUCAUAUUUUAUUUGUAUUUUAUUUCUAUUAACGGAUUUAUGUUUGAAUGCCUGUGAGUGUUUAAGUUGUUAGACAUCUUUUCUGAUCAGUAUUUUGAUAAAGCACUUGUUUUAGUAGCUUUAAUUGUUUCACAUCCUUUGUUAUAUCAUUUGCUUAUGUUAAGUCUGCUUAGACUGCCUUGUAUGUCCUUCUAUGUAAAAACUUUGUAAAAAGUGUCAAAAUGGCGAUAGAUGUAUACUUUUAUUCAUCAGGUUCAUAACCAUUUUGAAACAGUUUCUUUUUGAGUUCUUACAUUUUAAAUGACAUUUUAAAGUCACUUUAGGAAUAAAAUCUUUAAAAGUUUGUUUUGAUUAAAUUAAAAAAGGCAUAUUUUCAUUAUGUUGAGAAUGAUAUUGGCAAAUAAAAAGAUACAUUAUUUCAAGAUGACCUGCCUAUCAAUAUCCUACUUAUUAACUGAUAACAUUUUCAGCAUCAAGUACACAGUUCAUUGCAAGCUAGUGUUACAUAAAAUAUGGUUUUCCCCUUACAUUUAAUUCACAGCCCUGUAACUUACCUGUACAUUUUAUAGAAUAAAACUUCCUUUCUUGUACAUUUCUUGUUACGCAAGCUGUCCAUGUUACGCAUACAAUUGUUGUUGCACAGUACGGUGCUUAUUUUACUAAUUUAGAAGUUUUUUUUACUUCAUUGUAAAUAUUUUUAGUGUAUGAUGAACUUGCAUGUCUUUAAACACAAUUGAUACAUCCUUAUUUCUUAAACAUGAUGUUAAUUUUGAUGACAAGUUAAAAUACUAUUUCCAAGACAAAGAUAAUAAUUGUAAUAAUUACAUUAAAUGAUUCUAUUUUAUUGUAUUGUUUGUUAGAGAAUGUUAAUGAUGAACAAAGGGUUUUGUUAAUAAAACAUUUACACUAAUUGCUUUGAUUAUUUAAAGCAUACCUUAAACGAGGCCAAACUAACAGCAUAAUUGACAGCAAAGAACUGUGAUGGUCUGAAAUCCACUAUGUGUGUUUUUUGUUUUAUUCAAAUGUGUUGACAUGCACUUAGCUUACCACUGCUACAUAUACAAACUUUAUAUAUGUCAAUGUCUUUGAAGUUAGUUCAUAUUUUUUCCCAAUAAAAAUAUCUGUGCAAAUUAAAUCUCCAAGAUUUGUGUGAUCGGUAUUAUAUUAUUUCACGCCAUGUAACUGUUGUGAUUAUUGUUGUUUUGAGAUGCCAAUACAUUGCCAACUUUGCCGCUGUACGUUGUUUAAUGUUUUCUUGUAGAGCACAUACAUUGGAAAAGUCACUGUUUGUUACAUGCUUCAUAAAAAUAAGAUAGUUGCAACACUGUCCAAUCUCUUUAUUGUAGUUAGAUUUCAAAUACAACAGUGUAGCAAUAUGCCUGGUGAAAUGUGUUCAUAUUGUGUAAUACAGAAUUUGGUAUGAGUGGUCUACGUGUUGUGAAUGUGAUGUGUCAAAUGUCAGCCAUAUUUUGUAUGAUAUCAUAGAUGCUAGAGAAAGUAACCAUUGUUGAAAAUUCAAAUAAAAUAGAUAUAAAGUUAAGUAUAAAAAC